CCUUCCGGCAAAGGAAUGCUCUGUUCUCUCUCCUAGCUGCUGAAUUGUUUGGUUUUCUCGUUACCGUCUUAAAUGCCGUAAAUUACACCGCAUCCCAAACCUUGUGGGCUCAAGAUCUUUUCUCUCAGUUCUAGUUUUUAUCCGGAGAUAUCACCAUUUUCUGUUCGGCUUCAGACAAAUACAAAUCGGGUUCUACUCUUAAAUCUUGUCUUCAUCUUUCUUUUGUUGCUAUAGGAUUGGUUAAAAUCUUCAGAAGAUUUUAAUAGGAAAAAUCUGUUUUCAAUCGGUGGUUCUGAUUCUCCUUUCUCAAAUCGAUUCUGAAAUGGAAAAACACUUGGAGCAGUAUCUUCAAGAGAUGUCAAUUGAAGAAGAAGAGGAUAAACCUCUGGUUUUAUCUAAUCUUCCUCAGUUUUACUCAUCCGAAAGAAACAUAAGAAGCUUAAUAGGUUGUUUUCUAAACCCUGACUAUCAGCGUAUGUCUAAUUGGAUUUUAGAGAUGCCAAUGAUUUGGAGAUUGUAUGACAGAGUCAGAGGUGUUGCUUUAUCAAGAGAUCGUUUUCAGUUCAUUUUCAAGUAUGAAGAAGAUAUAAAUGAGAUAUUAAAGACUAAAGUGUGGACUCAAGAUGAUUGGGGAGUCGUCAUGGAAAGAUGGGUUGAAGAUCCUCCUGCCAAUUAUCUGAUGUUUCUACCGGUAUGGAUUAGGCUGCGUAAUUUACCAGUGAAUCAUUAUAUGAAGGAAACUAUUAGAGAAAUUGCUGGUUGCGUAGGUCAAGUUUUAGAGUUGCCUUUUGAGGAGAAAGAGGCUCAAAGCAAGGACUAUGUUCGGGUUAAGAUCUUACUUGAUGUUUCAAAGGGGUUGAAAAUUUUCAAAGAACUUCAACUUCCUAAUGGAUCAAUUGUCAAGAUUGGAAUAGAUUACCAGAGAAUUCGUAAAAGAUGCUUUCAGUGCCAAAGAUUGACUCAUGAUAAGAGUAGGUGUCCUUUUGCUCAGAUAGUUACUGAACCUCAACUUUUGGUUAAUACAUCAGAUUCUACAAGGGUUCUGACUAAAGGCAAGUAUUGGGAUCUACUUGGCAAAGAUAUUACAGCUGGAGAUUGUUCCUCAAUGAAUUUACUAGCUGAUGCAAUCAAAGCUGAUUUGCUGAAUUCGAAGACCUCGAGUUUUAAAAUUCCACUUCAAAGUUCCUCACAAGACUCUACAAGGGUCCUCACUAAAGGCAAGAAGGUAGAUCUUCUUGGUAAAGAUAUUAUAGAUGCAGAUUGUUCCUUACCGAAACUAUUGGCUGAUGCAAUCAAAGCUGAUGUGAUGAAUCAGAAGAUCUCGAGUUAUGAAACUCCUCUUCAAAGUUGCCUCAAGGUAAUUCUUUUUAUUUCUCUCCUUUAGCCUUAUAUUCGGGUGGUUUAGAGGCU
Molecule: messenger RNA, 1410 nt
Organism: Camelina sativa (false flax)
Lineage: Eukaryota; Viridiplantae; Streptophyta; Magnoliopsida; Brassicales; Brassicaceae
Source: RefSeq, a predicted model, not a curated record